Salvelinus namaycush (lake trout) is the source of this 4168-nucleotide messenger RNA. RefSeq names its product importin-9-like. The transcript has 22 exons. Gene Ontology annotation, molecular function: small GTPase binding. Gene Ontology annotation, cellular component: nuclear envelope; cytosol. The coding region runs from base 1 to 3117 and encodes 1038 amino acids. Gene Ontology annotation, biological process: protein import into nucleus. NCBI's taxonomy places the organism in Eukaryota, Metazoa, Chordata, Actinopteri, Salmoniformes, Salmonidae. The record is from RefSeq and is a predicted model, not a curated record.
AUGGCAGGCAUGAGUGCGACAGGUCCUCGGUCGGCCUCUGCCGGACCGGUUCAACAAGGACUUAAAGAAGCCCUGAUUGAUACGUUAACGGCUAUCCUGUCCCCGGUUCAAGAAGUGCGAGCAGCCGCUGAGGAGCAAAUAAAAGUGUUGGAAGUGACAGAGGAGUUUGGAGUCCACCUUUCAGAGCUAACUGUGGAUCCUCAGGGAGCUCUGGCCAUUCGUCAGUUGGCCUCAGUCAUCCUGAAGCAGUAUGUGGAGACCCACUGGUGUUCCCUGUCUGAGAAGUUCAGGCCCCCAGAGACCACAGACCGGGCCAAGGCAGCCAUCAGGGAGCUUUUGCCUGGGGGUCUCAGGGAGGCCAUCAGUAAGGUGCGGUCCAGCGUGGCCUACGCUGUGUCGGCCAUCGCCCACUGGGACUGGCCCGAAGCCUGGCCUCGGCUCUUCACCCUUCUCAUGGACAUGUUGGUCAGCGGUGACGUCAGCGCAGUGCACGGGGCCAUGAGGGUCCUCACAGAGUUUACCCGUGAGGUGACAGAUACUCAGAUGCCUCUGGUGGCCCCAGUAAUUCUGCCUGAGAUGUACAAGAUCUUCACCAUGAUGGAGAUCUACAGCAUCCGUACCCGCUCCAGAGCCGUGGAGAUCUUCACCACCUGUGCCUAUCUUAUCUGUGCGAUAGAGGAGCUGGAGAAGGGUGCGGCCAAGGCCCUGAUCUUCCCCGUAGUGCAGCAGUUCACUGAGGCAUUCAUUCAGGCCCUGCAGAUGCCUGAUGGACCCUCCUCAGACAGCGGCCUCAAGAUGGAGGUCCUCAAGGCUGUGACUGCUCUAGUGAAGAACUUCCCCAAACCCAUGGUUUUGUCCAUGCAGCAGAUCCUGCCCAUCGUCUGGAACACCCUGACAGAGAGCGCUGCUUUUUAUGUCAGAACAGAAGUCAACUACACAGAGGAGGUAGACGACCCCAUUGACUCUGACGGUGAGGUUCUGGGCUUUGAGAACCUGGUGUUUAGUAUCUUUGAGUUCAUCCACACGUUGCUGGAGAACAGCAAGUUCAAGAGCACUGUGAAGAGGGCUCUGCCUGAGCUGAUCUACUACAUCAUUGUCUACAUGCAGAUCACCGAGGAUCAGAUCAAGGUGUGGACGGCCAACCCCCAGCAGUUUGUGGAGGACGAGGAUGACGACACCUUCUCCUACUCCGUCAGGAUCUCAGCCCAGGACCUGCUGCUGGCUGUGGCGACAGAGUUCCAGAACGAGAGUGCGGCAGCGUUGGCGGCGGCAGCGACGAGACACCUGCAGGAAGCAGAGCAGGCCAAGAACAGUGGCAACGAACACUGGUGGAAGGUCCAUGAGGCGUGUUUGUUAGCUCUGGGCUCAGUAAAGACCAUCAUCACAGAGAAUGUGAAGAGUGGCCGUGUUCAGUUUGAUAUGCACGGCUUCCUGGCUAACGUCAUCCUGGCUGACCUCAACCUCACAGCGGCCUCUCCAUUCCUGCUGGGCCGUGCCCUUUGGGCAGCCAGCCGCUUCACAGCAGCCAUGACCCCUGAGCUCAUCCAGCAGUUCCUCCAGGCCACCGUCAGCGGCCUGCACGACAGCCAACCUCCCUCGGUCCGCAUCUCAGCUGUACGCGCCAUCUGGGGGUACUGUGACCAGCUGAAGCUGUCCGAGAGUACCCAUGUCCUGCAGCCGUUCCUGCCUGCUGUUCUGGACGGGCUGGUGCAGCUGGCAGCCCAGUUCAGCGCUGAGGUUCUCACCCUGGUCAUGGAGACCCUGUGUAUCGUCUCCACCGUGGACCCAGCCUUCACCACCAGCGCAGAGAACAAGAUCUGCCCCCUCACCAUCGCCAUCUUCCUCAAGUAUAGUAACGACUCAGUGGUGGCGUCUCUGUCCCAGGACAUCUUUAAGGAGCUGGCCCAAAUCGAGGCUUGCCAGGGACCCAUGCAGAUGCGCCUCAUCCCCACCCUGGUCAGCAUUAUGCAGGCCCCCCCUGACAAGAUCCCCUUCGGCAUGUGUGCAACAGCCAUAGACAUCUUGACCACAGUGGUCAGAUACACCAAAACCCCGCUCUCUGAGAUGCUGGUCUGCCAGGCCUUCCCUGUGGUGGCCCAGUGUACCCUCCGCACAGAUGACAACACCACCAUGCAGAACGGUGGUGAGUGUCUGCGGGCGUAUGUGUCGGUGGCCCUGGAGCAGGUGGGCCAGUGGAGGGACACGGAGGGCCACAGUGGUCUGUGGUACGUGAUGCAGGUGGUCAGCCAGUUACUUGACCCUAGGACAUCAGAGUUCACUGCUGCCUUCGUGGGCCGCCUGGUGUCUACGCUGAUCGCCAGCACCGAGCUGGGAGAGCAGCUGGACCAGAUCCUCAGAGCCAUCCUCAGCAAGAUGCAGCAGGCCGAGACACUCAGUGUCAUGCAGUCUCUGAUCAUGGUGUUUGCCCACCUGGUCCACUCUCAGCUGGAGCCUUUGUUGGAGUUCCUGUGCAGUCUGCCGGGCCCCACAGGGAAACCGGCCCUGGAGUUUGUCAUGGCCGAAUGGAUGAGCCGACAGCACCUCUUCUACGGACAGUAUGAGGGCAAAGUCAGUACGGUAGCCCUGUGUAAGCUUCUGCAGCACGGCCUCAAUACAAACGACAAGCGUCUCCAGGACAUCGUUGUCAAGGGUGAGGAGGUCUUCGGCCCUGACGAGGGCAUCCGCACACGCUCCAAAUCUGCCAAGCAUCCAGAGAAGUGGACCAACGUUCCGUUGCUAGUGAAGGUCUUUAAGUUGAUUGUCAAUGAGCUGUCAUCAGUGGUGGAGGCCAAUGCAACCAGAGCUGCCGCAGCAGACUGGAGUCCAGAUUCAGUACGAAUGUGGGAGGAAGAGGAGGAGGAGGAUGAUGAGGAGGAUGAAGGGCUGACCGGGCAGCUUCUCUCUGACCUCAUCGCUUCCAACAAAUAUGAUGAAAACUACUAUGAGGAGGAUGAUGAGGAGGAUCCAGAUGCCUUGAAGGACCCCAUAUAUCAGAUAGACCUCCAGGCCUACCUGACAGAUUUCCUGAUCCAGUUUUCCCAGUCUCCGUGCUACAGCAUGUUCUCUGGCCACCUCAACGAUGCUGAGAGGAGAGUCCUGCAGUCUAUCAGCAUCUAAACCUGCCCCCAUCAUCCCCUUUCCUACAUCAACCCUACCAUAACUCUCUCGUUCAAUCCCUCUCGCUCACCAACCAAUUACCAACCCCUGAGUGGGGAAAAGGCUCUGAUUGGCCAGGUGGUUGUUGAUGCUUUACCUCCAUCUCCAAGAGAGGAACAUGGACGGACGGGGGAGAAGAGACAGACUUGCACUUACCCAUGAGAGUCUUCUGACUGAAAGGAUGGCCAGGAAAAUACUGCAGAUUUGGGAAGGUUGAGGUUAGAUUUAGGGGAGUGAGGGACACCCAGGUUUGUUCCGAGAUAGGACUGGGAGACAGUUGUGGAGUGACCUCCUUAGUUUCUCCUCGCUCCUCUGCCCUAUUGGACUUGUCGGGGACGUUGGGAUGUGAGAGGGGUUGAUGUUUUACAAUGGGAGAAGCAGGCAGGGCAACUAUGAUAUAUGAACUCUGUCUUUACUGUGUCCGGUUUUUAACUCAACCCACUUAUUUUUGUGCGUCUGUAAAAAAAAAAAAAAAAUGUAACCUUCCAAGAGGCAAAAGAGACUUCAUGAUGACGGAAAGACAAAGAUAAACCUCUGAGACAAAGAAACAUUGGUGGCCUUAUUGACUUCUGAUUGGGAUGAAAACCUUGAGGACUUCCGGUCCCGACUGGGGACUGGGUGGGUAUGAGGGAUUCAGACUGUUGCCAUGGUGACUCAAAGCCAUGUAAUUUCAUUGUACCCACUGGAGUUGGGAUGAAAGUCUAAAUAAAAGUCCCAACAGGACACCAUUUUAAGUUUCCAUUGUUAUUUGGUCACUUUCCCAGGUAGUGAGAAUGUGAGUACAAAAUGUGAGUACAUAGUCUAUAUGUUACCAAAUCCAAAUGUUUGUCAUAGUUGUCAGUUCAGUUGUUUGUUUGACCUUUCACUUAGGGCCUUGAAGUGUUUGACACUUUGUAAUCUCUUACCAGAAGAAUUUGGUGUGUUUCUUCCACAAUUGUGCUGUCAUAAGUGUUGGCUGUCUCUCAGUAAAUGCCUCUUCUGAAAUGUGAUUUACAAUGAAUGCAAAGCUGGU